This is a messenger RNA of Rhopalosiphum padi (bird cherry-oat aphid), 1305 nucleotides long. RefSeq names its product N(6)-adenine-specific methyltransferase METTL4 (gene Mettl4). The record is from RefSeq and is a predicted model, not a curated record. Gene Ontology annotation, cellular component: RNA N6-methyladenosine methyltransferase complex; nucleus. The transcript has 5 exons. Lineage: Eukaryota; Metazoa; Arthropoda; Insecta; Hemiptera; Aphididae. Bases 169 to 1269 code for a protein of 366 amino acids. Gene Ontology annotation, molecular function: nucleic acid binding; methyltransferase activity.
GUUUCAAAUCAUAAUAAUAAUAUGCAAAAAGCAAUCUGUUGAUCUGUUGUAAAUAAUGUGAAUAACUUAACAACUUGCAAACGUUCAAAUCCAAAUAUCAUCUCUUAAUUCCACACUUUUUACAUUGAGAUGUUGACUUUUAACUGGUAGGUACUGUCAACUUAGACAAUGAGCGUGUUGUACAGCGAUGACGAUGGUUUCUUCAUAUCGCAUCAAAUGUUUAUUUCUAAGUUGUACGAUACGAUUUUGAGUAAGACCGAAAACGCUGUACAUUUAUACGAACAUUUCUUUCACAUAAACAAUCCAUUCGUCAGAGAUAAACAGCAAGUUGAAACUAAUGCGGAAAAUAAUGUAAAACAUAAGAGAAAGCGGCCAAAAUAUGAGGAAGACGAGAUAAGUAAAAGAAUCAAAACUUUUAUAUCAAAUUUAAAAAAUCAACAAGAUAUUUUUUCCACAUCACUAAAUAUUUUGGAUAAUAAUAGUUGUGCUAGACAUGCAUCUAUCAAAUUUUAUGAAAGUACAAGUGAGCUAAAAACAUUUUACGGGCAAAAUCCAAAUCCAAACUUACAUAUAGCUAAUGGCUAUGUAUUUCCUCCAAAAUGUCAGUUUUAUUGUGACAAUGUUUUCAACAUGAAAAACCUCGGAGAUGAAAAAUAUGACAUGAUUUUGUUAGACCCACCAUGGACAAAUAAAUAUAUAAAAAGAAAAAAGAGACUUAAACGAGAUGAAGGUUAUACAAUGAUGCUUGAUCAGGAUUUGGCACAAUUACCUAUAAGCGAGUUUCUAACUUCAAAUGGUUUGGUUUGCGUUUGGUGCACAAAUUCUCAAAAUCAUAUAGACUCAUUAAAGUCUAUAUUAUUUCCAAAAUGGAACAUAAAAUAUGUGGCCUGUUGGUACUGGAUAAAGGUAACAAAAUGUGGAGAAUUUAUUUGUAAUUUUGCUCCACAAACAGGAAAACAACCUUACGAACGCAUUAUAUUUGGAAGAAAAAUAGACAGUGAUACUAAAAUAAAAAAUCCCGAAGAAAAUAAGUUAAUUGCAAGUGUUCCAAGUUCAGUGCAUUCACAUAAACCCCCUCUAUCUGAAAUAUUAAUUCCUUAUUUGCCUCCAACACCAAAAUGUUUAGAACUAUUUGCAAGGUAUCUUUUACCCAAUUGGACUAGUUAUGGACUUGAAGCUUUAAAAUUUCAACACCAAUUUUUGUAUGAAAAUACAGACAUGGAAUACUGCAAUCACAAAUCCAAUAUUAAAUCUAAUGAAAAUGUAUAAUAUUUCAAUCAAAUAAAACAUAUUUAUUUGUUUUUA